GAGCGGGGAAUACCCCGGGAAACGUGACGUCAGCACCACAAUACAGUUAGAAGUUUAUGCGCAACAGCCGGAAAGACCGACGAACAGGUAGACAUGGUGUCAUUCGGAAAGGACGAGUCUGUUUGCGAAACCGAUUCUCAAAGAAGACUCACACCGCCUCCGCAAAUCUCUCGGCACAGGAAGCAGAGAUUCAUGUCCAGACUGGGGGAUUCUGGAUUCGAGGACGAUCUGGUUUCCUCUCCCAUUACGCUACGUUCUCAAACAAAUGCACCUCACCUGGGCUCAGAAGUACCAGAGUCCGCUGAUGGACAGCUGUCCAACUGGUACCUGCAGUACGGAGACGUCGGUUUCAGGAUCCAGAGGGAGAAAGAGUCGCAGUUUCAUCCCUGCCUAAGCCUGGCACAUCAACCUCAACUGACUGCAGAUGCACGUUGUAAGCUGGUCAGCUGGCUCAUCCCUGUCCAUAAACACUUCCGUCUGUCCUUUGAAUGCUGCUGCCUGACUGUGAACAUCAUGGACAGAUUCCUGGCAUCCACUCCAGUGGCCACAGACUGCUUCCAGCUCCUGGGUGUAACUGCACUUCUCUUAGCCAGUAAACAGGUAGAGGUGCGCUAUCCAUCAGUCAGCUAUCUCUUGUCUCUGUGCUGCGAUGCUUUCACUAAGGAGCAGUUCUGCAACCUGGAGUGUCUCGUCCUCCUCCGCCUUAACUUCCGCCUUGCUGCACCCACCCUGGCCUUCUUCCUGGACUAUUUUGGCAACCUCGCCGAGGCAGCCCAGCUUGUGACUAAGAACAACAGCAGUGAUAGAUUUUCAGGAGUGACUUCAGAGAUAGUAAAGAUCAGAAAGUGCAGUAAGCUUGCACAAAAAGUAUGUGAGUUGACUCUAGCAGACUAUGCUUUCAAUAAAUACCCACCAUCUCUGACCGCUUGCUGUGCCCUCAGAUUUGCCUGUGAAUUACUGAAAACUGAACACACUUUUGCAGGGCAGGCAGCCAUAGUAUUGGCAGAAGACAAAUGGGACCAUCUCAGAGAUGAUCUAUGUACGCAGUCAGUUUGUAUCCAGUCAUGUGAAAAUGCUGCAUUUAGUCCCGGGAAGUGUUUGAUAGUGGAGGUGUCUCCAGGUCAGGACAACAGUCUGGCACAGGAAUGCAAAGACAACCUAAAGCUGUUGGUGUCUCUGAAUCAGGAGACUCUAAAGGUGAUGUCAGUGAUGUAACACAUCACAUUUUCCAAGGCUAAAAAAGCCAAAUUCUAGUCUUUUAGUUUAGAUUACUAGGAGCAAAGAAUAAUUAUUUGGUUUCAUAGACCUGAACUGCAUAAAUACCUCAUGAACAGUCAUGUUUGCAACCACUAAAGGUUUACUUGGUAUUAUAUUUUUAUUUAUUUGUGUGUGUUACUAAUAUAUUGUAGAAGGGAAAAAAAUCUGUAACCUCUUUAAUGAGGGAUUUGGAACCUCUGCAUGUUAUUUAUUGACUGUUUUAAGUAAUAAAGUGUAUGAAAAAAA
Molecule: messenger RNA, 1503 nt
Organism: Girardinichthys multiradiatus
Lineage: Eukaryota; Metazoa; Chordata; Actinopteri; Cyprinodontiformes; Goodeidae
Product: cyclin-O protein A
Exons: 3
Coding region: 94-1215 (373 amino acids)
Biological process (GO): regulation of cyclin-dependent protein serine/threonine kinase activity; mitotic cell cycle phase transition
Cellular component (GO): nucleus; cyclin-dependent protein kinase holoenzyme complex; centrosome
Molecular function (GO): cyclin-dependent protein serine/threonine kinase regulator activity
Source: RefSeq, a predicted model, not a curated record